GCCGCCGCUUACUCCCGGCGUACUACACGCGAGACCGAGAGGAAUGCGAAACGAUCGUCAAGCAACUAUGAAUAGAACCGAAGCUCCGGGUCAAGGCAUAUGAAACGGAGCGUCUGUCGGGUAGUUCCGACAAGGAGUUUGCCUGUGUUUCGACUCCACCGCAAUAUGGCCGCAUCGCCGUACACACGAUCCCCAUCCUCGGAGCAUCGUGCCCGUAAAUCACGUGUCAGUUAUCCGCUGCUCGCAAUAAUGUCAUAUGUGGUGCUGACGAAAGGUAUCGAUCAAACAUCAGCGUGAAAAGUGACUCUCGGCUCGCUCGUCCGCUCGCUCGCAAACACCCGUGCAUAUCCGCUCGCUAUUAUUACAUCAACGAGAAAACAGGAUGUGAUUUAUUCACGAUGCUCCGACUUCGGGAUAGUGUAUGACGCGGGCUGAUUGUCGUGUGUGCGUGCGUGCGUGCGUGCGUGCGUGCCAGCCAAUCCGGCAGUCCGUGACAGGACUGGAUGAUGCUGGAAUGGAUCUCCAAGUGGCCCAACUCAAUAGUCAGACAGACAAGGAAGUACAUUCCAGGACGACUUUAUCAUGGCUAGAUUGGCAGUUGCCUUACUUUGUAGCGCUUUGUGCAAUCGCUGGCACUAUUCUUUUUACAUUCCUAAUCUUGUUAUGGCUACGAAAACAAAUGUCGCGUGAAAAAGAUAACGAAAAUGGCGAUCGGCACGGUCUGGUCGAGGAAGGUGCCAUUUGUCAGCCAGACAAAUCCACGAAAGACGCAAAGGAAUCCGUGGAAGCUAAAUGGGUUCACGAGGCAUUCGCCAAGCAAUCUGCACCCAAGUAUCCGGUACGCCCGGUCCCUCAGACCUCUUUACCCGAGCCUUUGGUCACGCCCGAACGCAAACCGGAAGCGGUACGUGUCAAAGCGAAGGGAUUGCUCGAGAGACGUGGCUCGAGCACGAGUUUAACCAUAGAAUUGGCGCCAGCUCCCGAAAGUCCGCCACAUAUGGUCACUCCUACCCGAGAAUGUACGACGGAGGAGUUUCUGCUAAGCGCGGGAAAUGUACUGUCGAGGGCGCAAUUGAAGAAGGUUGCCCAAAAUGCGGGAACGUUGCACAAAGAGUUCUGGGAGGUGCCGCUAAACCUACCGGAAAAGGUCGACAUCUGCGGCUCGGGGGUCAAGAAUCGAUACAGCUCCGUCUUGCCCAAUUCACAGAGCAGAGUGGUUCUACCAAGUUCCUCCGACGAUCCGCUCGCCGGUUACAUAAACGCCAACUACAUCCGCGGAUACGACGGCGAAAGUGCUAGAUACAUCGCGACACAGGGACCAUUAGCCAACACGAUAGCGGAUUUCUGGAAAAUGGUCUGGGUGGAAAACGUUUCUGCGAUCGUCAUGAUAACUAGAUUGUACGAAACGUCCAAACCAAAAUGCGAGGCGUACUUUCCCUUUGACGUAAAUAAUCGCAUACAAGCCGGACCGUUCACAAUUAUCGUUAACUAUACGGAUACGAGAAACGGAUAUACCGUCAGAACUAUGGAGAUCCGGAACGAAGGAGAGAGAAGAAACUUGCAGCACUAUUGGUAUGAUUCAUGGCCGGACCAUGCCGUACCUCAAACUGCGGACGCACUCGUUAGUAUGGCCGCAGAGGUAAACGCUUCACCAAGACCAGUAGUCGUCCACUGCAGCGCGGGUAUAGGACGAACUGGCUGUUUUGUAGCGAUAGGGAUAGGAAUGAUUCAGCUUCUGAGAGACGGAAAUGUCGAUGUACUCGGUAUUUUGUGCCAGAUGAGAUACGACAGAGGAGGGAUGGUACAAACGGCUGAACAAUAUGAAUUUAUUCAUAGAGCGCUUCAUCUUUACGAGCAGACACUAGACAGCAAACCGUCGACUUCGAGCGAUUGAAUGGAUAUACCGCUACCGUAGCAAUUUCUUUCGCUUGUUCUUUCGUGAAACGGGGCUUUAUUAUUGCCUAAGAGAAUGUCACUUGGCGUGUAGGGCUAUAUGCUUGCCGCAAAACAAGGGGGAAAAAAACAAAGAAGAAAAGAAACCAAAGAAACAAUUUCUAACGAAUCUCAAUGUUAGCCUGUGAACCGACCCUCUCAUCUUUAUCUCAAUAUUCGGACGAGUUGAAACUCGUUAAUAAGCUGCCAUUUUCUACUGCCAUGACAAAUCAUUGACAAUUGAUAUCAAUCGCAGAGCUCAAGAGAUAAACAAAAAAAAAAAAGGGUUCACCGUCGGAGUGCAUUUUCUAAGCAGGUGCUUUUUAAAACUGAUGUAUCAUAGAUAGCUUAACGAGAUGAAUAUUUAUGUUUCUAAUAACGCGUGAUAUGAAUCGCGCGGCACGUACGCUUAAAAGUCAAGAUUAUAUUAUUUUAUAUAAGUUACGAAUAAGAGGUAAUCUCUAAAUAUACGGCGAUAAUGCAUUCGCGAUUCGUAUCGUCAAAUUUAUAUAUCUAAAGAUCAGACACUAAACUUGGGAUUUAAUUAUCCACACAUUCCUCGUGUAUUAGGGGAUAGUCGCUAAGUUCCAAUAAAAUUUUAAACACACAAAAAUGUGUAGAGACGGUUUCGCGACUGUGCUAAUAUAGCUCAUACUAAAUACGAUAUUCUUCACUAUUAUCGACGCGUCACGACGGAGUAGACACAUGACAAAAUUCACUAAACUGUUCCAACGUGUAAGAGCUAAAGUUAAGCACAAUUACUUUAAUGUUAAAUGUGAACUAAAUGUGAAAUUAUAUGUGCGUGCGCGUGCGUUGGUGUGGUGUGUGGUAUACAGGGUGUUCCAGGAGGAAAGGUCAAUAUUCUGGGAGGUGAUAGCAACGGUCGUUCUAAGCAAAAAUCUUGAUACGAAUAUACGUCUCAUUCCCCACUGUUUCCGAUAUAGAGCUACUUGAAUGUCCCGCGUAUUUACUUCUUUUCUCUACACUUGACCUAUCGUCCAGCCUCAUAAACGUCUGCUAACUGUUGUGCCGAUAACAUUGUAAAAAUGUUGAAAAUGCCUCGCAUAUUCACAAGUGUCGAACGGUUUCUGUUUCCCCAAGGUUUUCAAUACAUUGCGCCAAAGUGUGAACGUUUCCCAGUGUUCACGCUUUAUCCGAACGAGGACGUCGACAAAAUAUGCUCUAUCUCGGAAACAGUGGGGAACGGGACAUGUAUUCGUAUCAACAUUUUUGCUUAAAAAGUAUGUGCGUGCGUGCGUGUGCGUGUGUGUGUGUGUGUGCGAGUGUGUGACUGAUACUAUCACCUCUGAGAAUAUUCCUCCUGGAACACCCUGUAUGCAGGAUGUUUCUUGAUGAAAUUUUAGAAGGUGAUUCUUUGUCUUUGUUCGGUGACGAGUGUAGCGCGGAGUGAUGUGCGCUGCUCAGUAAACAACCCCAUUUUUUGGAGGAGUGUAACUCCACGGAGAGGAAUGUAGGAGUAUAUGUAUUUAUAUGAAAAAACGUCCCUUAAUUUUCGACAAAGAGUCAUCUUCCGCAAUUGUACGCACUUAUUAAGAAACACCCUGUACACGCACGAGGAUAACUGUUGAAACAAUUACUAAUUUGUGGGACCCAAAUCGAGUAGAUAUCGUCUUAUGCUUUUACUUAGUUUUCUUAUCUGAUUUGAAAAUACCUUUUAUGAUUUUUUCUCGGGUUUAUUUAGCCGACUAAGACUGAACACGGAUAGUACAAUAUGAUUUAAAUGCAAACGGGACAAUGGCUUGAUUUAAAAAAAAAA
This is a messenger RNA of Vollenhovia emeryi, 3709 nucleotides long. Its product is annotated as tyrosine-protein phosphatase non-receptor type 7-like. The record is from RefSeq and is a predicted model, not a curated record. Gene Ontology annotation, molecular function: protein tyrosine phosphatase activity. Gene Ontology annotation, biological process: protein dephosphorylation. Lineage: Eukaryota; Metazoa; Arthropoda; Insecta; Hymenoptera; Formicidae. The coding region runs from base 422 to 1894 and encodes 490 amino acids. The transcript has 7 exons.